Messenger RNA from Microthlaspi erraticum, 237 nucleotides. Lineage: Eukaryota; Viridiplantae; Streptophyta; Magnoliopsida; Brassicales; Brassicaceae. The record is from the annotation of a GenBank genome assembly.
AUGGCGAAGGUAAAGAACGCGAGCGGUCGACAAUAUGAGUCAUAUCGAGGUCCUCCGGAACAAGCACAAGUUCAACCGGAACAACCCACAGAAGAUUCGACAAUGAAUGAGGCGGAGGAUCCCCGUUCGGAAGACCACGAAGUUCAAGAACAGGAGAAGUCACACGAUGGGAAUGAAGAAGAAACCGGGAAUGAGUUUGGAAUGCUAAUUAGUUUGGGAAUGAGGCUGAGAAUGUAG